AUGAGUCUGCUGAGGCCCAGCGGGCUGAAGGCCCCCACCAAGAUCCUCAAGCAUGGGAGCUGGGCCCUGAAGGCGCCCUCAGCCACGGCUGCUCCCGUUGAGAAGUCCGUGCCUGGGGAGAAAACCCCCAGCGCCCCCUCCUCGGAGACGCAGGAGGAGUUUGUGGACGACUUCCAGGUCGGGGAACGAGUCUGGGUGAAGGGGAACAAGCCUGGAUUCAUCCAGUUCCUCGGGGAGACCCAGUUUGCCCCUGGUCAGUGGGCCGGGAUCGUCUUGGACGAGCCCAUCGGCAAGAACGACGGCUCGGUGGCGGGUGUGCGCUACUUCCAGUGCGAGCCGCUGAAGGGCAUCUUCACCCGGCCGUCCAAGCUGAGCAGGAGCUGGCAGGCCGACGAUGAGACCAACGGCCUGCAGCCAGCGCCUGCUGCCCGGGUCACACCGCCCCUGUCGGCCUCCCCGGCCCCUGCCGCCGCCCCGAAGGCACCCCAGCCCUCCACAAAGGAGGCACCAGCCGCCCCUCACAUCAGCAACCUGACCAGGACGGCCAGCGAGUCCAUCUCCAACCUCUCGGAGGCUGGCUCCCUCAAGAACGGGGAGCAGGAGCUGAAGCUCGGGGACCAGGUGCUGGUGGGAGGCGUGAAGGCCGGUGUGGUGCGCUUUCUCGGGGAGACGAACUUCGCUAAGGGGGAUUGGUGUGGUGUGGAGCUGGACAAGCCGCUGGGCAAGAACGAUGGCGCCGUGGCCGGAACGAGGUACUUCCAGUGUCAGCCCAAGUACGGCUUGUUUGUUCGCAUUCACAAAGUCACCAAGAUCGGCUUCCCCUCCACGACGCCGGCCAAGGCCAAGGCGGCCCCCGUGAGGCGUGUGAUGGCCACCACCCCCGCCAGCCUGAAGCGCCGCCCGUCGGCCUCCUCGCUCAGCUCCGUGAGCUCCGUGGCCUCAUCCAUGAGCAGCAGGCUCAGCCGCGUGGGACUAUUGCCAGAAACCUCCUCUCGCUAUGCCUGCAAGAUCUCCAGCACCACCGCCCUCCAAGAGGCACUGAAGGAGAAGCAGCAGCACAUUCAGCAGCUGCUGGCCCAGCGGGACCUGGAGAGGGUGGAGGUGGCCAAGGCCACGAGCCAUGUGGGGGUGAUAGAGCAGGAGCUGGCCCGCCGGGACAGGCACGACCAGCACGUCCUGGAGCUAGGGGCCAAGAUGGACAAGCAGCGGGCCAUGCUGGAAGCGAGCGACCGGGAGAAGGUGGAGCUGCUGAACCAGCUGGAGGAGGAGAAGAGGAAAGUGGAGGACCUCCAGUUCCGAGUCGAAGAGGAGUCCAUCACCAAAGGCGACCUGCAGAAGGAGGUGAAGGCCCUGCAGGCGGCCUCCGAGAAGCUCGCCAAGGAGAACGAGGGGCUGAGAACCAAGCUGGACCAUGCCAACGAGGAGAACACGGACGUGAUCGCCCCGUGGAAGUCCAAGCUGGAGACGGCCAUCGCCCCGCACCAACAGGCCAUGGGUGAGCCGAAGGCGUCCGUGAGCCGGGGCGUGGGCGCCGAGGCGGCCGAGCUGGCCGAGCUCAAGAUGCAGAUGGAGAGGCUGCAGUUCGAGUACCAGCAGGAGGUGGAGAACUUGAAGGCCCAGCAGGUGGCUGAGCGUGCAGCGCACGCCUUUGAGCUGCAGACGCUCAGGUCGCGGCUGGACAGGACGGCCCAGGAGCAGAAGAACAGCCUGGAGGCCGCGCGGGCCAAGCUGGACCAGACCGAGGACCAGCACCUGGUGGAGAUGGAGGACGCCCUGAACAAGCUGCAGGAGGCGGAGAUGAAGGUAACGCACCUGGAGGAGUUGUGGGCCAUGUGUAGUCAGCAAGCCCAGGCCCUGGCCGAUGCCACGGCACAGCUGGAGGCCACUCAGCAGAAGUUCUUGCAGCUCGAUGGACUCCAGAAGGCCAGUUGAGGUAAAUUGGGAAUGGAGAAGCUCAGGCGGCAGCUCCAGGUGGCUGAGCGGCAGAUUCAGGAGUUAGAGAAUGCAGAGCGGGCCGAGAGUGGCAGGUUGGCCGAGAGCCUGGCCGAGGAGCUGCAGGGGAAGGAGCUAGCGCUUCGUCGUCUUCAGGAGAACUUGAACGAAGUCAGUCGAGUGAAGGAGGCUUUGGAGAAAGAGGUGGACGUGAGCCGCAGCCAGUCCCAGGCUCUGCAGGCCGAGCACGCCAAGUCCACCACGGAGAGCCAGGCGCAGCACGAGGAGGCGCUGCAGGCCCUGCAGAAGCUGCUGCUGCAGGCGGAGGAGAAGCUGCAGGCGGUGCAGGCGGAGAACGGGAGCCUGCUGCGGGAGGUGGCCGAGCUGAAGACGCAAGCCGACGAGGCCAAGGCUGUGCAGACAGCGGAAGAUGCCAGGCAUUUUAUGCAGCAACUGUCCCAGGAGAAGACAGAGACCCUGGCCUCCCUGGAGGACACCAGGAACACCAAUGCAAACUUGCAGAAUGAGAUUGAUUUCCUGAAUUCCGUGAUUGUGGACCUCCAGAGAAGGAAUCAGGACCUCAAGAUGAAAGUGGAGAUGAUAUCCGAGGUGGCUCUCGACGGGAACGAAUCAACAAUUACGACAACAACUUCGGCCCGGCCACCCCAUUCUCUGCACUGUGCAGAAAUCACCAAGGCCAUUGAAAAAGAAUCCGAGUUCAUAAGAGACUCCGAUGAAGAGAAAGCUUCCCUGCAGAAAUCCAUCAGUAUUACCAGUUCUUUUCUCACGGAGAAGGACACAAAGCUGGAGAAGCUGAGAAAAGAGGUCUCCUUGCUCAGGGGAGAAAAUGCCUCCGCCAAGUCCUUGCAUUCAGUUGUUCAGUCCCUGGAAUCUGACAAGGUGAAGCUGGAGCUCAAGGUCAAAAUCUUGGAGCUUCAACUCAAAGACAACAAAAGGCAGCUCCAGAGCUGGGCAGGUAAUUCUGAUUCUCAAGCAGAUGAGGACGAAAGGGCCCAGGAGAAUCAGGUAAUAUUUCUUUGCUGUGUUGCUUCCAUGACGGUUAACCUGUACGUGCUGCGCAAGUUCCUGCAUAAGUGCGCGGGCAGCAAGCUGAGUGCCGGGGCGGCAGCAGCCUCUGGGGCCGGGGGUGCCCCCCACUGCCUGUUCCUCCACGGUUAG
This is a messenger RNA of Sorex fumeus (smoky shrew), 3111 nucleotides long. RefSeq names its product CAP-Gly domain-containing linker protein 1-like. Lineage: Eukaryota; Metazoa; Chordata; Mammalia; Eulipotyphla; Soricidae. Gene Ontology annotation, molecular function: microtubule plus-end binding. The record is from RefSeq and is a predicted model, not a curated record. Gene Ontology annotation, biological process: positive regulation of microtubule polymerization; cytoplasmic microtubule organization. Gene Ontology annotation, cellular component: nucleus; cytoplasm; microtubule plus-end.